Oppiella nova is the source of this 696-nucleotide messenger RNA. The record is from the annotation of a GenBank genome assembly. Lineage: Eukaryota; Metazoa; Arthropoda; Arachnida; Sarcoptiformes; Oppiidae.
AUGAUAUAUAAAUUAAUGACUAUUUGUGUGUUAAUUGCAGAGUUGACGACUACGGUGAUAGGUGUGACGGGUGGAAAGGUGGCCCUCCCGUGCAACAUAACUCCCCCCUCGUAUGACGACGCCGUCUCUCUAAUCCUUUGGUACAAAGACGAGUCCACAACACCUAUCUAUAGUCUGGACGCGAGGAAAGGCAACUUAGAUCAGGCGAGACACGCGUCUGAAGAUACCCUGAUAUCGCGAUCGUAUAUGAAUACCAUUCAAAGACCGGCACAUUUGAUGGUAGAGUUGCUGUCGACAGAAGAUGCCGGCGAAUACCGGUGUCGCGUAGACUUCAGGAAAGCCAGGACUAGAAACUCGGUUAUCUUUCUUGAAAUUAUCGUUCCACCCGAGAAACCAGUGAUUAUGGACCCCAAUGGGGAACCGCAGCCCUCACUCAUCGGGCCCUACAAUGAAGGCGAUCGACUCGUACUGGUGUGCGAAGUCGAGGGCGGAAAGCCCACCCCAUCCCUGACCUGGUGGCGGGAGUCUGUACUACUCGACGAUAGCUAUGAGAUGAUAGGGAACGGAGGGUCGGUUCGCAACGAACUCGAGAUACAGUCGCUUCAACGGCACGACCUGAUGGCUGUGUUCACAUGUCAGGCCUCUAAUAAUAACAUAUCAAUGCCUACCUAUUCGGCCGUCAGUGUCGACCUCAAC